AGAACAUUAUGUCGAGUUGCUUGCCCGUUUGGUUUCUGAAGGAAUACCCAUUUUGAUUGUGAAGCAAAUCUGCUCUGCGGAUCUUCAAUCCUUCCAUACAGCCAUGAGAGGAAACCCCGCUACCCCGUCCAAAGCCUGCCAGCCGUGCCGCACCAAGAGACGGAAGUGUGAUAUGAUGCGACCAGGAUGUUCUCAAUGCCGAAGAGCGAACAUUGAUUGCGGAGGUUAUCGGGAUUCUUUCUCAUUGCGCCUCCGUGAUCAGACGUCUCUGGCAGCUCGCAAGUCUCAUGAGCGGGCUGCCAAGAGUCGAACCACCUCUCCCAAAACCGAAUCUGAACCUGAAUGUGAUGAGACUGUCAGGGUCCAUGCUUCCGUCGCUCGGGAACUGCCAGAGACCCCGGAAAUACUAGCUCUGAGCUAUUUCAUGCAUAUCUAUGCCCCGACUGCUGCAUUCGAGUACUUGGUCGAAGUAUCGUCGACAUUUCUCACUACGCAGCCCCUAGCGGAUGCUCUUCUAGCCCCAUCACUGCUCUUAUUCUCGCAGAACCUCCGAUUACCAUCAGUCCAAUCACUUGCCCAAUCGCAUUACGCUAGGGCAUUAAGGUCCACAAAUUCAGCCCUUUCAUGUCCAGACCUAGCGACAAGCGAUAGUACUCUCCUGGCAAUAUUGCUACUGAGUCUAUUCGAAGCCUUGGUCUUUCAAGGACGAAAAAUUCCAGUGAAUUGGAACGCCCAUACUCGCGGGGCGUCGGAGCUUUUACGACUCCGAGGCGAGGGACAAUUCGACAGUCCCCUCGGCCGCCAUUUAUUCCGACAUGCCUCUUUGAACAUUAGAACACAUUGUGCCCAACUCGGUGUGAGCACGCCUUCUGUCUUGUGCACUCUUGAAAGCGCUCAAUUGGAGAGAAUAUAUACGACUGGAAGGACUCGCCAAUUCGGACGAGUGGUCGACGGUAUUGCAAAUGCGCGGGCUAACAUGAACAAUCUCACCCCCAUGGAACAUUUGUCCAGACUUUUAGAGCUGAACAGCGUUCUGGAGAAUAUUUUGAACGAUCUCCGGAGAGAAGUACCUUUCGAAGUCAUCGAUGCCACAGCCAUACAAGGAUCCAUACGGACAUACAAGAAUAAAGUAUAUCGAUACGUGUCUCAGAGAAUCGCGCGGACGUGGAAUAUGGUUCGGAUAACCAGAUUAUUCAUUGUCCAGAUGAUGAACUCCGCAUUACUCUCUCCUCGUGCUCUGGACUUUCCAGAUGAGGCGCGGGUUCGAGUCCAAGAGCUUAUCACGGUAACUGGCACGGAGAUGAUAUCCGACAUUCUGCACAGCGUUCCAUACUCACUUGAGCUUUCCGUCAACCCGAUAGUGUCGGCUAGGGCACUUAUUUACCCUUUAUCUGGGAUUGCGGUCUUCGAAUUCGCGUCACCGGAUGCUGCAGAGUAUGCUCUCAACAGAUUGGAGUUCAUUGGCAGGCAGUAUGGCUUCCCGCAAGCUAUUGACUCGGCGAAUAUGAUUGCACAAACUAACGACCUCGAAGACUGGUAA
Molecule: messenger RNA, 1540 nt
Organism: Penicillium subrubescens
Lineage: Eukaryota; Fungi; Ascomycota; Eurotiomycetes; Eurotiales; Aspergillaceae
Product: Zn(II)2Cys6 transcription factor domain-containing protein
Exons: 2
Coding region: 104-1540 (478 amino acids)
Biological process (GO): regulation of DNA-templated transcription
Molecular function (GO): zinc ion binding; DNA-binding transcription factor activity, RNA polymerase II-specific
Source: RefSeq, a predicted model, not a curated record